UCCGGGCCUCGCUCCCGGCACGCCCAGCGGGCACUGGGAGGUCCCGCCCUCUUUCGCCAGCCGCUGGCAGGUGGAGGUGGCGGCGGAAGUGGACGGAAGGGUUCCAGCGGCUGAAUUCUGACGAUUAGACCUGUCCGCAAGAAGUGUCCACAAGUAAGGCUGCUUUUCUGUGCUGAAACUGAGGAGCUGAUUGGCACCAUGAAAGUCUUCUGCGGGCGGGCCAAUCCAACCACGGGAUCUGUGGAGUGGCUGGAGGAGGAUGAGCACUACGAUUACCACCAGGAGAUUGCAAGAUCAUCCUAUGCUGAUAUGCUGCAUGACAAAGACAGAAAUAUAAAAUAUUACCAAGGUAUCCGGGCUGCUGUGAGCAGGGUGAAGGACAGAGGACAGAAGGCCUUGGUUCUUGACAUUGGCACUGGCACAGGGCUCUUGUCAAUGAUGGCCGUCACGGCAGGGGCUGACUUCUGCUAUGCCAUUGAGGUUUUCAAGCCUAUGGCUGAUGCUGCUGUGAAGAUUGUAGAGAAAAAUGGCUUUAGUGAUAAAAUUAAGAUUAUCAACAAGCAUUCCACUGAGGUGACCAUAGGGCCAGAUGGUGACAUGCCAUGCCGUGCCAAUAUCCUGAUCACAGAGCUGUUUGACACAGAAUUGAUUGGUGAAGGAGCGCUGCCCUCCUAUGAGCAUGCGCACAGACAUCUUGUGCAGGAAAACUGUGAAGCCGUGCCUCACAGGGCGACUGUCUAUGCGCAGCUGGUGGAGUCCAGGAGGAUGUGGUCGUGGAAUAAGCUCUUUCCUGUCCGCGUUCAGACUGGCCACGGAGAGCAGGUCAUCGUCCCCCCCUUGGAACUGGAGAGGUGCCCCGGUGCCCCAUCUGUCUAUGACAUUCAGCUCAACCAGGUGUCGCCCACUGACUUCACUGCCCUCAGUGAUGUGAUGCCCAUGUUCAGUGUGGACUUUAGCAAGCAAGUCAGUAGCUCAGCGGCCUGCCACAGCCGGCAGUUUGAACCUCUGGCAUCGGGCCGAGCUCAGGUGGUUCUCUCCUGGUGGGACAUUGAAAUGGACCCUGAGGGGAAGAUCAAGUGCACCAUGGCCCCCUUCUGGGCACACUCAGACCCAGAGGAGCUCCAGUGGCGGGACCACUGGAUGCAGUGUGUGUACUUCCUGCCACAAGAAGAGCCCGUUGUCCAAGGCUCAAGCCUCUUCCUGCUAGCCCACCACGACGACUACUGUGUAUGGUACAGCCUCCAGAAGACCAGCUCCGAAAAGAACGGGAGAGUCUCCCCACCACGCCCUGUGUGCGACUGCCAAGCUCAUCUGCUCUGGACCCGGCCUCGGUUUGGAGAGAUCAAUGAUCAGGACAGAACUGAACGAUACGUCCAGGCCCUGAGAACGGUGCUGAAGCCGGACAGCGUGUGCCUUUGUGUCAGUGAUGGCAGUCUGCUGUCCUUGCUGGCCCAUCACCUUGGGGCAGAGCAGGUAUUUACCGUAGAAAGCUCAGCAGCUUCGCACAGACUGAUGAAAAAAAUUGUCAAGGCUAACCAUGUGGAAGAUAAAGUUCAUAUAAUAGAGAAACGGCCUGAGUUGUUAACGUCUGCAGACUUGGAGGGUGAAAAGGUCUCUCUCCUCGUGGGGGAGCCGUUCUUCACCACCAGCCUGCUGCCGUGGCACAACCUCUAUUUCUGGUACGUGCGGACCGCCGUGGACCAGCAUCUGGGACCUGGUGCCGUGGUGCUGCCCCAGGCCGCCUCGCUGCACGCUGUGGUUGUGGAGUUCAGGGACCUGUGGCGGAUCCGGAGUCCCUGUGGUAACUGUGAAGGCUUUGAUGUGCACAUUAUGGAUGAUAUGAUUAAGCGUGCCCUGGACUUCAGGGAGAGCAAGGAGGCCGAGCCCCACCCGCUGUGGGAGUACCCAUGCCGCUGCUUGUCCGGGCCCCAGCAGAUCCUGACCUUUGAUUUUCGGCACCCAGUCCCCCCACACCCGGUCCGUGCUGAGGGCUCCAUCGAACUGAGGAGGGGGACUGUUGCUGGAACCCGCACUGCAAGCAGGCUGUGUACUUCUUCACCAGCCCGGACUGCGGGGUCCCGCAAGGCGGCCCUCGGACCGUCAGCUACACCGUGGAGUUCCACCCCCACACUGGAGACAUCAGCAUGGAUUUCACGCUCUCAGACACCCUGGAGGACGGGUGCUGACCCUCACUUGUUGAGAAAUAAAGUGGCCCAAGGGCUCUGGGCUCUGAAUGGUGUGAAGGCCCCUCUCUUUUCAGGACCCAGUUAAAUCUCUGGGCUCUGAGGAGCCCUCUUCCCUUUUUGCACUUUUGCACUGCCAGUUCCUUGCUUUGGGUGUGACAGGCAGCACAUCUGCUGGCUGAAUUUGGAGCUGAGGAGGGGCCAGGGAGCCCUCCCUGCUGUAGGUCUGAAGCACUCCAGAAGCUCUCACUUGGCAGUGUCCCUGUGCUGUGCUGGGAGUGGGCUGGGUGGCUUGUGUGCUCUCAGCUGUGAAGGGCGUGGGUGGUUGGGCUGCCCCUGUGGGAGAGGCCUUGCCUAGGAGUGACUUGUAGUGGCAGAGCUGCUGACUUGUGGCUAGGCCCUGGUCCUCAAAGAGCAUGGCAGGGCUGUCCUUCUUAGGUGUUGGGUGACGUUACCCAGAUACACCCGUAAGCAUCUGGCCUCAAUACACAGCAUCAGCAGGUGACGGGGACUUGACACCUGGACAUCCGACUGCUGCUCAGAGGAUAGGGAAGAGGUGGUCUCAAAGCAUUUCCUGAGAUGCAGACCUGGGAAACCAGCCAUCAGGAGGAGGAGCCAGGAGGUAAAGCCUUUUCCUGUGUGCCCCCAUUCUGGCAGAAGGACCUCCUGCCAACUACCAGGCCUGGGCUGAUAGGUACCGUAUAGCCACCCCACCCCAGCCUGGCCCCCUUGCUUUGCCACGGAAGACCAGAGUGUCCUGAGGCGGUUCCAGCCUUGCUUCUCCCCAACUCGAGGUGCCCUUCAUUCUUUAUUCCCACUCCAGAUGGAACAGGAGAUAGUAGGAACCCAGGUGGCCUGGUUUUCUGGCAGUUAGGGGCAGACUUAGCCUGUUCCCAUGCUGCUUGGGCGAGGAGGCGGAGGCAGGAAAGGUGGGCCCCCCAUAGCCUGGCCCCAGCUUGUCACUCAAAUAAGAGAACACCAGCCUUGAGCCUCACAGUUUUAUUUUCUUAUUAUCUAUCCUUCCGUUCAGCACCAAUAAAGGGAAAAAACACCUCUCUUUUCAAAAUA
Neogale vison (American mink) is the source of this 3251-nucleotide messenger RNA. It is a transcript of the gene PRMT7, whose product is annotated as protein arginine methyltransferase 7. Gene Ontology annotation, molecular function: protein-arginine omega-N monomethyltransferase activity. Gene Ontology annotation, biological process: peptidyl-arginine methylation. The coding region runs from base 199 to 2271 and encodes 690 amino acids. NCBI's taxonomy places the organism in Eukaryota, Metazoa, Chordata, Mammalia, Carnivora, Mustelidae. The transcript has 17 exons. The record is from RefSeq and is a predicted model, not a curated record.